AGCGCGCGGCAUGGGCUGCGGACCUUCCCAGGCUGCCGAGGACCAGACACGCGUCCCCGCGCCCAAGAAGGGCUGGGAUGAGGGAUUUAAGGCUGAUGUCGGUGUGACUUAUUCCGUGGAGAACCUCGGGCCCCAGAUUGGAGCUGAAUUACCCAAGGACCCUUUGAGCAGCCCCGAGGGCCUGGAAAUACAGGCUCAGUUGGGAAGUUUACCUGGAACCACAACAGAAAGUCCCCCAUUUCUUAGUGAAAGAAACAGAAGAAUAAAUUCAGACCUAGUGACCGGUGGAUUGAUCCAUAACCCCCAAGCCCCCGAGACCCGAGAGCGACAAAAGUCAUCAGACAUUCUGGAGGAAUUAAUUGGUCAAGGAAUAAUACAAAGCCACAGCAAAGUACUUAGAAAUGGAGAAUCGUAUGAUGUCAUGGCAAACGUGACCGAGUGGCCUCUGAGAAAGCCUCCAGCCAGGCUGAAAAAACUUCAGCUCAAAAAGGAAGCAAAGGCUUUCACAACGAACGAUCUAGAAGAGAAGGUGCGAGCGGUGGAGAUGCACAAGAAGACUAAAGAAGAAGAAAUAAGAAAAAGGCUAAGGAGUGACCGACUUUUGUCCCCAGCCAAUCAUUCAGAUGCAGCUGAGCCGGAUGACCCGCAGGGAGGAAAGCCUUUGAAAGGGAAGAAGAGUCAUACGGCAUCGGCAUCGGCAUCGAGUGAUAGAAACUUCAGUAAUGAAGGAUUUGGGUUGGUGGAGUCAGAUGUGUCUUACAACCAAGCAGAUGAUGUAUUUGAAUAAGCCAUCUUAUGUGGAUUUCAUGAAAAGACAUCCAUUCUCCCUGAUUGUGACAAUUUUAGUCUGUCUCGUGUUUUUCUGGAGGCCUGAUCUCACCCCACUGGGAUUUGCCAUGGGUUUAGGAACGAUUGUAUAAUGUGCAUGGGCUGAACUUGGCUGAGUCAAUUCAAUAUCUAUGCUAGCUAGCAAAAGGGGGGGAAAAAAACCCCAGGAAGAUCUGACUGGCUUCCACAUUAUAAAGUUGGCAUUCUCUUCCAGUGGGGCUUCAGACGCUAUGAAGACAUCUUUAUGAGUACUUUCCAGCUUACGUUAAUGUGUUUGUGCCAGAUGAAACCCUUCUUUUUUGCUCCUGCCCGUUGGCUAUGUUCACCCUCUGAGGGUCCCUUCAGACAAAUUGCACAGAUUUGUAUUACGUGUUUGAAUGAUCUGUAUGCUUAUCUGUAUGUUUCGUUAUUCUCAUUCUGUGUUGUGAAAGAUGGAAAGCAAUAUCUUGAAGCUGUUUGAAUUACACUUUCAUCCAUACAGCUUAAGGAAGCAAUAUCCAAUUCGGAGAAUUAAGUAUAAAAAAGACAAACUUCACUAGGGUCUAGGGGUGGGGGAUGUCCCAGAGGGGGGUACACUGACAGGAGGCCCUGGGCCUAACUCCCACGUGGGAGUCUGACGGGUCUACAUUCUUUUUUUUAUUUAUUUAUUUGUUUAUUUAUUUUGAGAGAGAAAGCGUGUGUGCAA
Lynx canadensis (Canada lynx) is the source of this 1513-nucleotide messenger RNA. It is a transcript of the gene STMND1, whose product is annotated as stathmin domain containing 1. Gene Ontology annotation, biological process: microtubule depolymerization; regulation of microtubule polymerization or depolymerization; neuron projection development. Lineage: Eukaryota; Metazoa; Chordata; Mammalia; Carnivora; Felidae. Gene Ontology annotation, molecular function: tubulin binding. Gene Ontology annotation, cellular component: neuron projection; cytoplasm. The record is from RefSeq and is a predicted model, not a curated record.